Messenger RNA from Xenopus tropicalis (tropical clawed frog), 3539 nucleotides. RefSeq names its product E2F transcription factor 5 (gene e2f5). Gene Ontology annotation, cellular component: nucleus; transcription regulator complex. The record is from RefSeq and is marked provisional. NCBI's taxonomy places the organism in Eukaryota, Metazoa, Chordata, Amphibia, Anura, Pipidae. Gene Ontology annotation, biological process: regulation of DNA-templated transcription; regulation of transcription by RNA polymerase II. Gene Ontology annotation, molecular function: protein dimerization activity; RNA polymerase II cis-regulatory region sequence-specific DNA binding.
GUCAUUUCCGGGAACUGGAUUCUUUCUCGUGUUCUCCGCGUGUCUCGGCGAGUUUCCCCGUUAUCACUUGCCGGGCUGGGGGCGGGCUUCCGGGGCCCGCCCCGACUGUAGCUCUGCUCGGCCCGUACCAUGGCGGAACCAGCCGGAGCGUCCAGCCGGCAUGAGAAGAGCCUCGGACUGCUCACUAGUAAGUUUGUGUCGCUGCUGCAGGAGGCGAAGGAUGGGGUGCUGGACCUGAAAGUGGCUGCUGAUAGUCUUGCGGUCAGACAAAAGAGAAGAAUAUAUGAUAUUACCAAUGUUUUGGAAGGUAUUGGAUUAAUAGAGAAGAAAUCAAAGAACAGCAUUCAGUGGAAUGGUGUAGGUGCAGGAUGCAACACAAAAGAAGUACUUGACAGACUAAGGAACCUGAAAGCAGAAAUUGAGGACCUGGAACUUAAGGAAAAAGAACUUGACCAGCAAAAAGCAUGGCUUCAGCAAAGCAUCAAAAAUGUUAUGGAUUCAUCUUCAAAUGGAAUGUAUUCAUUUGUUACUCACGAAGACCUGUGUAACUGCUUUAAUGGGGACACUCUUCUUGCUAUCCAGGCUCCCUCAGGCACUCAACUGGAAGUUCCGAUUCCUGAAAUGGGUCAAAACGGACAGAAGAAAUACCAGAUUAGUUUGAAGAGCAAUUCAGGUCCUAUUCAGGUACUUCUGAUUAAUAAGGAAUCCAGCUCCUCCAAGCCUGUCGUCUUUCCUGUUCCUCCACCGGAUGACCUUACACAACCCAAUUCACAGCCUGAAGCUACGGCCUCUUCAAACAAACAGCCAGCAGCACAGAGUAGCUCUCUCAGUGUAAAAGAAGAACAAGAGAGUAACCUGACAGAGCAGGCAGCUGCAGGUAAAUUAAAUCCUGAGUGCCCAGCCAGCGAUCUGCAGGAGAACACAUCAAGCUCUUACCCUGAACUUCCCGAGUCCAUUCUGUAUUCUGCACUUGGAACAGAUGUAGCACAAAGCUCGGCCGCUUCCAGCGACUAUUCCCCUCUGCUUCCACUGGAUGUUAAUAGUAUUCUGAGACCCAAUGCCUUUGAUAUAACGAAAAUGGAUGAGCAGGAAGGUCAAAUAAGCGGAGACCUUAUUGAUGAGCUUAUGUCUUCUGAUGUUUUCCCGUUGUUACGGCUUUCACCAACUCCAGAUGACUACAGCUUCAAUUUGGAUGACAACGAAGGUGUCUGUGAUCUCUUUGAUGUGCAGAUAUUAAAUUAUUAGGCACAGUUUUGGGGGGUUUCCUUUCCCAGUCUCUACCUCUCUGCCCUACUACUAGCAGGGAAAAUAUCCAUAAUGUUGAUCUUUGUACUAUACAUGUAUAUAGGCUAGGGUCGUAUUUUUUUGCACUUUGAAAGUAGAUAUACUGAGAAUGAUAUUCCAGGUUUAAUGAUGAAGUCUAAUCUUUUUUUUUUGUUUUUUUUAAAUCCUUGAUUGUCAUAAAUUUAUGUUUCAAUUGAAAAUGCAUUCAUUUUACGGUUUUCAGUUCCAUUCUUCCACAAUUUUUUAUCUUUGAACUGUGUAAUUCUUGUCACGUGGCUGAAUCGGAGAGUGAGAACUAAUGGCUGUUUGGGUCUCAUGUACUUGUGCUUUUCCAUGCCAGUGCAGUCGGAGUGACUAUUCCAGCUGUAUCUAAGCUCUUCUAUUGCUGUCUGUUUGCUGCAGUCUGUGACCAGAUGCGAUGUCACUAUCCGCACUCUUCCUGGAUUCUGACUGCAGUCUGAUGAGGCCGUAUAUACUUAGGGAAAGCUUGCAUGAAGAGCAGAUAUAUAUGGGGCCUACAUUUAUCUACUUUGUUAGUAAAGUUUGCCAAUAUUCCUGUCUGGAAAGAACCUUGGGAAUUUAAUUAGACUGCACUCCACAAGGGCCACUAACUUUCUGUCGCAUGUGGGUCAGACCAUUAUUACUAACCUUUGUGUGCAGGAGGUUAUUAUAGUAAUGAAUGGAGGGCACUUUAAAGCCCCUUUUGUAGCAAAAAAAGUAUCACCAUGACUUUAAUAAACUACAUGUUACCAAUCUCACUUCUUUGUUGCACCUCCCCAUGCCCACAAAUAUUGGACUGAGGUGCUCAGACAGUGCUCUCCCCCCGCUGUGUCAGCAGCUAGUAUUGUUUGGGCCUAAAUCCAAUUGGCUGGAACUCAAUUUACAUGUCUUAGCCCCUUCCCCUUUGGAGUUUGGGCAAUGGCAGUAGGCAAGUAUGUUUGGUAAUGGAGGCUGCAAGAAGGCCAAAUUAUCCUUUUUUUUUUUUUUUUUUUUUUUUUCAUUUGCCUAUUCCUACAGAAGAGUAAGGCAUGGUCAGAACCCUGACAGCAUGGAGGAUUGGCUCUGUUGUCUAAUGAAUUCUAACCUCAUUUAUAGUAUAGGUGAUACAUUUAAAGGCCAAAGCAGAACAUUGCUGUAUAUGAACUGCAGCAACAUCAAACCAAUGGCCUUCUUUCUAAUAUGUCCAUGACCCAGGGUUCUAGGAAACGCCCCCAUCCCUGAACUAAAGGGAAUAUCGUACAUUUGCACAAAAUAACAAAGAUUUAUUUUUUAAGGCAUAACCAAAUAUCCAUUGCCAGAAUGUUGGUCACUUUACUUGACACUCUGUGUAUUCUGGAGAAAUGCACUGGAAAAUGAGAAUAUAUAGACACUGGAUUCUCCAAUUAAUGGGAGGUAUGUACAUAGAGGGCUGAGAACUUGGUUGUGUUAAAGGUGAACAAAACCUUCCAAUGAUUCUCUCCCCUACUUCUGUGCCGCCAGUUUGCCUCAGAUAUGCCUCUAGGUGUACCUCCCUUAAAAUUGCAAGAGUUGCGCAGCUGUGGGUCUCCCACACCAAGCUGUGUGCCAAUCAUGCUGCCCAACUCUGCAUUUUUAACACACACAGACUGGUUUGAGUCUAACUGCUGCCACAGAAGGGAGGGUUUUGUUGUUCUUUAAAAUACCCACACCCAGGCCAGCCAAUAAAAGCUGCCAACUCCCAGUGCCCAACAGCCUGCCUCAAUGAUCUCUGGGGAAAAAAAAUAAAUUCUAAUGGGUGUCUAGGGAGAUUUUCUAGUCUAUGCCCCCACCAACUCCCCAGUACCCUCUUUGUUAAUAUGACAAUAGCCUUUUUACAUAGUUAGACUGGCACUGAUAUGUAUGUGCAAACAUAAGAUACCAGCCAUCACAUGAGCUAUUGCAGAUGUAGUUUGAUUUAACAUUUAACUAUAAAACCUAUUAUUUUUAAAAGUGCUGUAGGAUGUGCUCUAGCAGCCAAGAAUGCGCCAUCUGUUUGUUUUUUUUAUGUAAAUAGUCACUGCCAGUUUCAGGUUCUGCUGAACUUGUGUUGCAUUCUUAGUUGGACAUAAGUGCCUUGAAACACUACACUUUCACUCCUUUGUAUGGGUAGCACAGUGUGCAGAGCCACUGCCAGGUACUACAGCGGAGCCAACAUGGCAGCUCCAUAUUCUUGCUUUGCAUCAGUGAAUUUAUUAUAUAUGCCAAUGUUUGUACUGGUUGAACUUUUUUUUUUUAUAUAAUAAACAUUCAAACAAACA